Messenger RNA from Mesorhabditis belari, 1578 nucleotides. Lineage: Eukaryota; Metazoa; Nematoda; Chromadorea; Rhabditida; Rhabditidae. The record is from the annotation of a GenBank genome assembly.
AUGGAAGGAGGUGAUGCUAGUCCGAUCAAUCGAACCCCCUCACCACGAAUGGAUGACGUUGAUGCCCCGUCGUCACAGCCACAUUCGCCCGAUGCCUCACAACCACAAUCACCCAUCGACGAAGAAAAUGCCCCUCUCUCUCCCACUUCAGAUGCCCCGGAGUCUCCAUAUAAUGAUUAUCAACCAAACGAGCAACAAGCAGAGGAACCCAGCACGAGUCCCAAGGAUGCAGAUGAUAAUAGCUCAAAGCAUGAUGAGAAACAAGUCGACAAGAAUGACGAGGACCAAGCAAGCCCUGUAAAGUCUAAAUCAAUGAGCCCACCGGCCUCGCCAGCGAGCAGUCAUGAUGAAGAGGAGCCAAAAAUUUCGCCCAAGAAGAGGCGCAUUUUGAGUUCGGAUGAUGAAAGUGAUGGGGUCAGUGAUAAAGAUGAAGCUCAACAGGAGGACAAGGACAGUGACACCGAAUCUCCAGUCAAGAAACGACGAGCAAUCUUUGGAUCGGACGAUGAAGACUCUGAGGAUGAAGGAGACAAAAAUAAAAACAAAUCGGACAGCGAUUCUUCAAAAAGCCCAAAAAGCGGGGAUGAAGAAACGGCGAAAGAUUUGGUCGAAAACAUCUUUGGUGGCUCUGAUGAUGAAAAAGAAGAGGACAAGCCUGUCGAUGACGACGAUGAAGAUAUGCCAAAACGGGGUCCUAAAGAUGAAGACGGCUUUGAAUGGGAUUUCGACGUGAUGAUGCGACAGAAGAAGGCUGAAAAGAAGCGAAGCCGAAAGAGGAAAAGCGAUGGAUUUGACCUUAUUAAUGAUGAUGAUGGGCAAGUGGCAAGACUAGUUGAGUCAAUGAAACAAGCUGCCAAGGAAGAUCGUCAUUCAAAUGUUGAAAGGCGUCCGGCAUUGAAGAAACGCAAGCUUUUGCCUACAGUUAAAAACAUGCUUCUGCGGCUUGACAUGAUGGAAGCUAUGCUUGACGGGGGAAUGAUGUCAAUUCUGAGUGAAUGGCUAGCGCCACUUCCUGACAAAAGCCUUCCUUGCCUUGAGAUUAGGACAUCGCUUCUUAAAUUACUUCAAUCGUAUCGACUAGAGCAGGGAACGCUUCGUCAAUCUGGGCUUGGCAAGGCUGUUAUGAUGCUCUUCAAGCACCCCAAAGAAACUAAGGACAAUAAACUUCUUGCCCAAAGGCUUAUUGGUGAAUGGGCACGUCCGAUUUUCAAUUUGACAACAGAUUUUGCCUCCCUCUCGCGGGACGAACGAAUUCAACGUGACUAUGAGCACAUGCCAGAAAACAUCAAGCGAAGAAGGGAAAGUCAUGAAGCUGGCCCAUCAACUUCACAAGACUCUGAGGGAAAUACUCUUGCUCCAGGGGAUAAGGGUUUCAUCGGUCGCGCUAGAGUGCCCAAAAUUAGUAAAACUGACUAUGUCGUCAGGCCCAAAUCAAACGUCGAAGGAGAGUUUAAGGGUGCUGGCAAGCGUGAGCUGGGACGAAUGGACCGUGCUGCCCGGGAUUUCAAAGAACGCACUCGAAAAACAAAGUUUGGAAGAGCUGUCGGUGUGAGUAUCGAGGGACGCCGAAUGGAAAUA